Messenger RNA from Labeo rohita (rohu), 4633 nucleotides. It is a transcript of the gene mthfr, whose product is annotated as methylenetetrahydrofolate reductase (NAD(P)H). The coding region runs from base 123 to 2096 and encodes 657 amino acids. Gene Ontology annotation, biological process: tetrahydrofolate interconversion. Lineage: Eukaryota; Metazoa; Chordata; Actinopteri; Cypriniformes; Cyprinidae. Gene Ontology annotation, molecular function: FAD binding; methylenetetrahydrofolate reductase [NAD(P)H] activity. The record is from RefSeq and is a predicted model, not a curated record. The transcript has 12 exons. Gene Ontology annotation, cellular component: cytosol.
CAGCCUCUUUGUCGUCCAUGCUAUCCGCACACGCUGUUUAGGAAGAGCUCGGGUACAGCGCCUCCCUGGGACUGCACUCUCCCUCAUAACUCCUGGAGGAUUGGGAAAAGGUUGAAGGUAACAUGGUAAACCAAAGAGCUGACAUGGGUUGGCAGUCCUCUAAGAGCGACUCCAGCGGGGUCAGUAACAGCGGAGAGAGCUCCAAAGAGAGCUCCAGGUGCUCGACCCCAGUGCUGGACGCCGACCGCACUGACCGGCUGCGGGACAAGAUGAAGCGGCGGAUUGAGUCUGGGGACCGCUGGUUCUCCCUGGAGUUCUUCCCUCCUCGUACAGCGCCUGGAGCUGUCAAUCUUAUCUCUAGAUUUGACCGAAUGGGUUCUGGAGGUCCUCUCUUCAUUGACAUCACUUGGCAUCCGGCUGGAGAUCCGGGCUCAGAUAAAGAAACGUCCUCCAUGAUGAUAGCAAGCACAGCCGUCAAUUACUGCGGUCUGGAGAGCGUGCUGCAUUUGACAUGUUGCAAUCAGACGAAAGAGAAAAUAACAGGCCAUUUGCAUAAAGCCAAGCGGCUAGGCCUAAAGAAUAUCAUGGCCCUGAGAGGAGAUCCUAUUGGGGAAGAUUGGGUGGAGGAAGAUGGCGGUUUCAACUAUGCUACAGAUCUGGUCAAGCACAUUCGAUGUGAAUUCGACGACUACUUUGAUAUCUGUGUUGCAGGUUACCCCACGGGCCACCCAGAGGCGGAGAGCUAUGAAGAUGACUUAAGGCACCUGAAGGAGAAGGUUGAUGCUGGUGCACACUUCAUCGUCACCCAGCUCUUUUUCAGGGCCGAAACCUUCCUUAAAUUUGUCAAAGACUGUCGGGCCAUUGGCAUCACCUGCCCCAUUCUUCCAGGAAUCUUCCCCAUCCAGGGAUAUCACUCACUCCGUCAGCUGGUCAAACUCUCCAAGCUGGAAGUGCCGGAGGAGAUCAAACAGGUGAUUGAGCCCAUCAAGGAUAACGACGCUGCCAUUCGCAGCUAUGGCAUCCAGCAGGCGGUGGAGAUGUGUAAGGUUCUUCUGGCCAGUGGAGAGGUCCCGGGCCUGCACUUUUACACGCUCAACAGAGAGGUGGCCACCAUAGAAGUGCUCAGACAGCUGGGCUUAUGGGCAGAGGAUCCACGGCGACCUCUGCCCUGGGCCAUCAGUGCUCAUCCCAAACGUAAGGUAGAAGACGUCAGGCCAAUCUUCUGGGCUUCCCGACCCAAAAGCUACAUCUACAGAACUCAGGACUGGGAUGAUUUCCCUAACGGAAGAUGGGGUAACUCCUCUUCACCAGCCUUUGGCGAGCUGACAGACUACUACCUGUUCUACCUGAAGAGUAAGUCUCCGAAAGAGGCUCUCCUGCAGAUGUGGGGUGAGGAACUAAUGAAUGAGGAGAGUGUUUAUGAAGUCUUCACCAACUACAUCACCGGCCAAACCAACCACAAUGGACACAAGGUCAUGUGUCUGCCGUGGAACGACGAUCCUCUGGCUCCAGAGACCAAUCUGCUGAAGGACGAGUUGGAGAAGGUGAACCGCAGGGGUAUUCUGACCAUUAACUCUCAACCCAACAUUAACGGCAAACCCUCAUCCGACCCCAUUGUGGGCUGGGGCCCUGCGGGGGGAUACGUCUUUCAAAAGGCAUACCUGGAGUUUUUCACAUCCAGUGAAAAUGUUACUGCACUUCUGCAAGUGCUGAAGAAAUAUGAACCUCGUGUGAACUACCAUAUAGUCAAUGUUCAGGGCAGGAAUAUUACAAAUGCACAUGAAAUGCAGCCCAACGCUGUGACUUGGGGCAUAUUCCCAGGCAGAGAGAUCAUCCAGCCCACCGUGGUGGAUCCAGUCAGCUUUAUGUACUGGAAGGACGAGGCUUUUGCGCUGUGGAUCGAACAAUGGGCGAAGCUGUACGAGGAGGAAUCGCCCUCACGCAUGAUCAUUCAGUACAUCCACGACAACUACUACCUAGUCAACCUGGUGGACAACGACUUCCCUCUCGACAGCUGCCUGUGGCAGGUGAUUGAAGACAUGUUCACACUCCUGGACUCGCCUCAAGCAACUCAGGGUGAGGGAAGUGAAUCGUAGCAUCACAGAACUCGCAAAGUCUGCCUGCGCUGCUAUUGAGACACCUCGACGCACACGCACAUACUGAGUACUUUACUGCAUCGACAGUAUUUUUAGUCAUUUUCAGAGCUUAAUUCAUCAUCAGUGCCAAAAUUAUGACAAAUGUAGCACUACAGAAGAUGAUCCGCCUUGACCUUUAAAGGGACUUAAGUUUGCAGUUUUGAGUGCCGUUUUCUUAUAUUUUUAUUUUAUGUUUUUAACUAUUUAUAGAUGAUAUUUUGGAUAUCGCAUACAGUAUGUUCAAUAUAUGAUUGUGAAUACGAGGAAAUCCUGUAAGCAGGUCAAACGUACUCAACGGACUCAAAAUACAGUAUAUGGCUACUGUGUUUCACUCUUUAUAGGUGAAUCUUAUAAAAACAUGUCAUAUCCUAUGUAAACAGGUCAUAUUUCUAUGCAAGAUCAAGAAAAAAAGUAACAAUUUUGUUGAAAAGGAUAGUUCAUCCAGAAAUGAAAGUUCUCUCAUUUAUACACUCUUAUGUUGUUCCAACACAUAUGACUUGCGUUUAUCUACAGAACACAAAUGAAGAUAUUUUUAAUAUUCUCUCAUUCAGUUGAUCCAUUUAAAGUCCAUGCAAUCAAAUUUUGAAGCCUCCAUAUAUACAUAAAAACAUUGUAUCAAACAAAAGCUGCAAUCCGAGUUGUAAAGCGAUUAAUCGCAUACAAAAUAAAAGUUUGAGUUUGCUUAAUAUAUGUGUGUGUAAUUAUUUUGUAUAUAUAAAUACAAACAUGUAUACAUUUCAGAAAUAUUUACAAGUGUAUGUAUUUAUUAUCAUUUUUAUAUAAUUUGUUAGAUAUGAACAAAAUAUUUUGUACAUAAAUAUUUCUUAAAUACAUUACUUUGUGUAUAUUUACAUAUAUAUACAUCAUAAUUACACACAGUACACACACAUUUAUUAGGCAAACGAUUAAUUGUUUGACAGCCCUUUAUAUGAUGAACAGAUUUCAUAUGUGUUUUGUUGUUGUUGUUGUUUUUAAAACAUGUAAUUUGCACUGAUCAAUACACAUAAGUAAAGUACAUCAAAUAUGGUAAACAGAAGAUUAAACAUGCAUGUUUAAUGUGCAUAAGCAGUGAGUUUGUAAUGUCAAUCACAUUUGAGCUUUCACAAGAACCAAUGAGAGUUGAGAGUGAGGCUGAUGUGUUUUAUGUUGUAUGUGCAUUGAUCAGUGUUUAUACAUUAAUAAAGGGCUAAAUUAAAUCUGUUCAUCAUAUAAAGAAACUGUCUUUUAAUAAAACGCAUUAAAAAAUGCAUAAGACGCAUGCAAGAAAAUGGUAGAUUCAUUACAAGAUUAUUUUCAGAGCUUUUAUGUACUUUUUGAAGUUUGAAGUUUUUCAUGGUUUGACUUUAAAUAGACGAACAAAAAUGCACAAGAUUUAUGGAUUUGGAUUUAAAAUUUUUCAAUUUUCAUGACAAUUAAGGGACAUUUUCACUCUAAAUUCGCAUUACUUUAAUGCAUCUGGAUGUUUUAUUUUUGAUGAUUAUUAAUGUGGUAAAAAAUAAAAGAAUACAUCAAAAUAUUGCCAUAAUAUGUAAAUAAUUAACUAUUUAAUUUUGAUGGUAUUUUUACAUUAUAUACAGUAAUGCAAAUUGGGAGUGAACGUGUUUAUAUAUAAUAGGAGAAAAAAUGGAGAGAAAAAAAAAUCAUCCUAAACCCAGACUGGUUUUGUGAGAUUUCACUUAUAUUUUUCUACAGUCAUGUGUGAAUUGAUGGAGUUGAUUUUAUGAUUUAUUACUACUACAAUCAGUGGCAAUGUGUUGCCAUUAUGAAUUUAAACUUUUGAAUCCUAUUUCCCACCCCCCAUUUGGCUUUUUUUUUUUUUUUGGAUUGAGCUGUCUGACCAUUUUUGUUCUGCUAGCAAUAGAAAGCUCAAUAAACAUGCACUCCUCCCCCCCUGUGCUAACAUAUCCACAUUAUUCAACAUUAUCGCUAAAUUGCUUGUUUGCUUGGGAUUCACAUAACAUUUAUAUUUGGAGUUCAUCUAAAUCUCAAAGUCCAUGACUGUUUUGGACGCACUGCAGUUGAUAAUGGUGAAGGAUUGGUGCGCUGCCAUCAGCAGAUGUUACGUUAAACCUGAAGGGGUGAAGUUACUUCAACAGCUGCACACAUUCGAAUCCACGUGUGUCGUCUUAUCUCCCCGUCACAUGAAACAUUACACUUGCUGGAAGGAAGCCAACAGUAUGAACUUGACCGCGUUUUUUUCUAAAACAGGCAUGUGCAAACGUCAUCGCUUAAACAUGGCCGGUAUUCAAGUUCAUUUAUGUGAUUUUGUUUUUUUUCUCUCUUCAGCACUACUCAUUGGUGCAGUUUGCUUUUUGAAGUGAAUAUCUCAUCUUCUCUGUAUAUGUGUAAGAAUCCAUUACAUCUCUAGGUGUUUUUAAGCUUUGCAUUUAAACAUUUUAAAGUUUUAAACUUUAUUUCACUGUUGCACUUGUAUUCUGCAAUAAAUAUUUUCAGUAAAAAUGUUCUUAACUUAAGAGCAUUUUGCAGUUAACAAAUGA